Lonchura striata (white-rumped munia) is the source of this 786-nucleotide messenger RNA. The record is from RefSeq and is a predicted model, not a curated record. Lineage: Eukaryota; Metazoa; Chordata; Aves; Passeriformes; Estrildidae.
GGCGUUCCUGGGCUGCCGGGCAGGCCGGGCCGGCCGGGUCCUCCAGGUCCCGCUGGAAUCAUGGGGCUCCCUGGCAGCCAAGGUGACAUGGGAUCUCCAGGCUAUCCAGGACCCACGGGGCCAAAAGGAGACAGAGGAGAGCCAGGCUAUGUCCUGGGAGGAGUGGAGGUGAUUCCUGGCCGGAAUGGGCAGCCUGGCCCCGCUGGACAGAAGGGGCAGCCGGGGGUUCCUGGGGUUCCUGGACCACCAGGUUCUCCAGGGCCACCAGGAAUCUCCAUCAAGGGUGAACCAGGGGAAUCAGGAAUCAGGGGUCCCCGUGGGAGGAGUGGCCUCAAAGGUGACAGAGGAGACGCGGGAGAGCCGGGAAAACCUGGUUUGCCAGGCCCUGUGGGGCUCCAUGGGGCUCCUGGACUGCCUGGACCACAGGGAGAAAAGGGAAUGGCAGGAAUUGGCAUUCCUGGCACUGCUGGCAUGAAGGGGGAAGAAGGAGAGCAGGGAAUGAUGGGACCUCCGGGAGCACCAGGACCAAAGGGAAUUCCAGGACCUCCAGGGCAGAAGGGAGACCAAAUUUUGGGACCUCCAGGCAAGAAAGGUGUGAGGGGAGAUCCCGGACCAGCUGGACCACAAGGAGACAAAGGAACCCCUGGAGAAAAAGGGGAGAAGGGAAGUCCAGGAUUUGGAAUUCCCGGCCAGCCUGGGCUAAAGGGAGACGUCGGUGACAGGGGGCAUCACAGUCCCGCUCACUUUAAUUCAGCAAAAAUUGGCAAAUCCCAAUAUUACGGAUGA